This is a messenger RNA of Amphimedon queenslandica, 1036 nucleotides long. RefSeq lists its product as uncharacterized. The record is from RefSeq and is a predicted model, not a curated record. Gene Ontology annotation, molecular function: ATPase-coupled transmembrane transporter activity. The annotation marks the transcript as partial. The transcript is spliced from 7 exons. Gene Ontology annotation, biological process: transmembrane transport. Gene Ontology annotation, cellular component: membrane. NCBI's taxonomy places the organism in Eukaryota, Metazoa, Porifera, Demospongiae, Haplosclerida, Niphatidae.
GACACACCCUUUACCAUUGAUAUUCAUUUUUACUUUCAUUCAUCUCAUUCUGCAGGUUUGGAUGCUACUUCAUCUAUUGAAUUACUCAGUCAUUUGAAUGAGUUGGCAUACUCCAAUAGGACGGUUGUCCUUACCAUCCAUCAGCCUCGAUUUGAGAUAUUUUACAUGUUUCACAAGCUCAUUCUCCUCAGUGAUGGGAAGGUUGCUUAUCACGGAGUACCUCAGAAAGCUUACAGUUUCUUUGUUGAGGCUCUCAUGAAUAAGUACCUCAAUCGUGGUCUGCUGAUGCCUCAGCUGGAGGAACACAAUCCAGCAGAUAUUAUUAUGGACAUGCUUGGAAAACCAUGGAUGAGAGAAGUUAUCCUAGAGCACUAUCAGACCUCGUCUGAGCCUGAACUGAUAAAGUGGGCCAUUAAAAGAGCUCGUGUCUUUGAUUUUGAAAGUGUAUCAAUUGCAACACUAUCCAGAGACGACAGUAAUGACCUACCUAUGAUGAGACACUCAUCAAACCCAGCACAUAUUAAUACAAAGAAGGCCAAGAAGAUAAGGCCUCAGGCCAGUUGGUUUGCAAGGCUUGCUGUCCUUGAGGCUAGAGCCAGCAAGAGAGCUAGUCUAAUCUGGAUGUUCUAUCUACCUGUCAUAUUCUUUGUCUAUGGAUUUGUUCUUGGUACUACUUAUUUGCAACAAGAUUCUGCUCUUUUUGUAUUGUCUGGUUUCUGUGUUUACUCUGUAGCCAGUGCUCUCUUCAUGUUUCCAGUUCUGCAAAAUUACUACAUCAAAGCAUUAGAGGUGUAUAGAUAUGAGAAGGCUGAUGGUGCAGGGAGGGCACAGGAUCUUGUGUUUCAAGGUUUCUUCCGGUUCUCAACAAUGGCAAUCAUACCAGUAGUAUUCUCUGCUGGAGUCUUAUACCUACUGACUGGAUUGACUGAUUUCCAGAACACAUUGGUAGGUGGUUCAGUUGGCCCUGGUCUAGUCAGGCGGGGCCUGACCCUCGCGAAAGACGGAGAGUCAGGACGCACACGGUCUACCCUUUUGG